Molecule: messenger RNA, 2108 nt
Organism: Vespa crabro (European hornet)
Lineage: Eukaryota; Metazoa; Arthropoda; Insecta; Hymenoptera; Vespidae
Gene: RIOK1
Product: serine/threonine-protein kinase RIO1
Exons: 4
Coding region: 179-1834 (551 amino acids)
Biological process (GO): maturation of SSU-rRNA
Cellular component (GO): cytosol; preribosome, small subunit precursor
Molecular function (GO): protein serine/threonine kinase activity; ATP binding
Source: RefSeq, a predicted model, not a curated record
AAAAUAUUUAUAAUCUUAUUUUUAUUUAUUUUUUUUUUUUUUUUAUUUAUAAUUUGUACAAAUUAUGUUACAUUAAUAAUUUGAGUCUUUCUUAAAUUACUUCAUAGUUGUAUAUAUAUUACAAUAUUGUAAGUUGAAUCUAACAUUAUUUUGAAGAAAUUCAUUUUAUAUUGACAUCAUGUUUGAAACAUAUGAUGAAGGACAAUUUAGCGAUGCCGAUGAAACUGAAAUACCAGUGGUUAAUUCAAAGGGAGCACCAUUAUUUCAAUGCACACUUGAUGAAGAUAUUAAAGAAUUAGCAAUAACUGACGAUAGAGAUGAAGAAGAUUAUUUCGAAGACGAUAGUUAUGAUUGGGAUGUAAAUGAAGCCAGUAGUAGUCAGAAGGAUAUAAAAAGUCCAAAUACUCGACAUACUAAUGCACAAGCUGCUUCUAGUAAGAUUUCUAAUUUUCAACCAAACGAUAAAUUAUUUCGUCGUUAUGCAAAUAAGAUCAAUAUUGAAAAAUAUGAAGGACCAUCUCUACCAGAUCAUGCUGCUAAUUUUCUUAUUAAAACUGAUAAACGUAUGGAAAAAGAUCGCAUUAGAACAAAAGAUAAACAUGAUCGUGCAACGGUUGAGCAAGUUAUGGAUCCUCGGACCAAAAUGAUAUUGUUUAAGCUUUUAAAUCAAGGAAUAAUUUCUGAGAUUAAUGGUUGUAUUUCUACUGGAAAAGAAGCUAAUGUUUAUCAUGCAAUUUCUAAAACUGGUGUUGAAUUUGCGAUAAAAAUCUAUAAAACUUCGAUUUUACAAUUUAAAGAUCGUGAUAAAUAUGUAACCGGAGAAUUUCGUUUUCGGCAUGGAUAUUGUCGCCACAAUCCACGCAAAAUGGUAAGGAUAUGGGCUGAAAAAGAAUUACGAAAUUUAGCACGCUUAGAUCAAGCAGGUGUAAAUGCUCCUAAACCUAUUCUAUUACGUAGUCAUGUAUUAUUAAUGGACUUUAUUGGUACCAAUGGUUGGCCUUCACCUAAAUUGAAAGAUGUUGCUCUUACUGAUUCAAAAUUUAGAAAACUUUAUAGAAAGUGUAUAAAAAUCAUGUGGGAAUUGUACAAUAAAUGUAAAUUAGUUCAUGCUGAUUUAAGUGAAUACAAUAUGCUCUAUCAUGAUGGAUCUAUUGUAAUAAUAGAUGUAUCUCAAUCAGUUGAACAUGAUCAUCCUAUGGCUCUUGAAUUUCUUAGGAAAGAUUGUACAAAUAUUACUGAAUAUUUUAAGAAAAAUGACGUAUGUGUAAUGUCAGUAAAAGCACUGUUUGACUUUAUAACGGAUCCAACCGUGAAUGAAAAUAACAUGGAUGAAUAUUUAGAUACCGUGUCAAAUCAAAUACAACAAAAAAUAAAUCAUGAAAGUUGUCCUGAUCAGGAAAUAAAUGAACAGGUUUUUAAGCAAGCUUAUAUACCGCAAAGAUUAAGUCAAGUGAUUGAUAUAGAACGGGAUAUAAAACUUGCUAAAUCAGGAAAAGAAGAUUUGAUCUAUAAAACGUUAAUUGGAUUAAAAGCAGAUUUGUCAAAACCUAAUGAAACACCUGAUAUUAUUACCGAUAAGACUAAAAAAAAUAUUUUAGAUAAUGAUGCAAAAGAAGAAGAAGAAAGUACAUGUUCAGAUACUGAAGAUACAGACGAUGAAAGUAGUAAAGAAAAUGAAUCUAAAUUUGUUAGUUCUGCACGUCCUCGAAAUGAGAGUCCCGAAAGCAAAAAGGCCCGCAAAAAAGCUGUUAAAGAACAACAAGCUGAGAAGAGAAAAAGUAAAGUUAAAAAGCAUAUAAAGAAAAGGAAAGAGAGAUUACUUAAAAAGAAAUAGAAAUGUUUUACAUUAUAUAAAUAUAUCAAAUUUUAAACAAUAUUGUAUCUGAAAUACAUUACAUUUAUAUUUUAAAUAUUGUAAAUUUAACAUAUUUGUCACAGUUCAUCUUAAAAAAAUUGAAAUUUAUUUUACUAAUGAGAUUAAUAACAAAAAAUUUAUCGAUAUAGUAGUAUGCAUUAAAAAGUUUUAAUUAACCUAAAAUUUCUUCUAAGUUUUAUUUCAGAAAAAAAAAAUUUUUCCAUUUAAAAAUUAUAAUUAUAGUACAUGUUUU